UCCUUCUCUGUGUAUUGGCCCGUGCUGUUAAUUUACGUUUUCAUUCCACCUACUACAAACUAACUACACAUGAACUCUGCUCCCAAAACAUCCCAGGUAUAUAAGAAUAUGAAAAAAGGAGUCUAGGGAUUUGAACAGAAAGUUCUCUUCCAGAAACUGAGAAAGGAUUUUUUCCCUAAGAAAAAAAAGGAAAGGUUUUUAGACGCUGAAGAGUGAGACUGCGGAGAUCUGCUUCAGAGACUGCAACAAUGCAGAUGAUACCUGUUUGGUGCGCUGUGAUACUUAUCCUACCUUUCAUGCAAUCAGCCCCUCCUGUACAGCAAGACACGGUUUAUGAUUAUGAUGUUUUGGAUAUGCUUGAGGGACAGCUGUUUAAGCAACACUUUGAAAGGGAAGCACAGAAAAAUGAGGAAAAUGGUCUCAUAAUUGCAUCUAAACAGAGAAAUAAAAGAGAUGAUGAUGAUACUAAAGAAACUACGGAUGCCAAAGAUUUACCCACAUGUCUGGCUUGUGUUUGCCUCAGUGGAUCUGUGUACUGUGAAGAAACAGAUAUGGAGGAAAUACCUCCUUUGCCGAAAGAGACAGCAUACCUUUAUGCACGUUUUAACAAAAUUAAGAAGGUCACUGCAAAAGACUUCGCUGAUUUCCCUACAUUAAAGAGAAUCGAUUUAACUGGCAAUGAGAUAUCAGAAAUUGAAGAUAAAGCUUUUGAAAAGUUAGUUUUACUGGAACAGCUUUCACUCGCAGAAAACAAACUCACACGGAUUCCAGCUUUACCUACAAAGCUGACCUCAUUCAACGCAAACCACAACCUCAUUAAGAGCAAAGCAAUUAAAGCAAAUGCUUUCAAGAAAAUGACCAAUUUAGCUUACCUCUACUUGGCUAACAAUCAGCUGGAAAGUGUACCACAGAACCUGCCAGAGAGCCUACGUGUCAUUCACCUACAGUUCAACAAUAUCACUUCAAUCACAGAUGACACAUUCUGCAAAUCUAACAACACAUAUUAUGUUCGAACCAAGCUAGAUGAAGUUCGACUGGAUGGAAACCCUGUCAUCCUGGGAAAGUAUCCCAACAGUUUCACCUGCCUGAGAACUUUGCCAUCAGGCUCUUACUUUAAAUAGUAUGGCUUAAUGUGCUACCAUUUCCUUCUUCUUAUAUAUCUUGCAAUGCUGAAAUAAAGCCCUUUAUUAACUAACAAACAAUUAAGAAAAAAUAAAAAAAAGGCAAAUUUUUAGUUAGUUGGCCAUACCUUUGAUUUCAUUAAUGCCUUGUAAACAGUUACUGUAGCAAAGGUGGAGAGAAGACACUUUGUAAAGUAAACGCAUAACAGUACAGGAAGGACGGUUUCAGUGAUGUCAUAGUAACAAUGAGGUUUAGAAAGUUAACAACCUAGUCCAUUAUAUGUGGGUUAGAAAUUUAUAUAAACAAGGGACUUCCAUCUAUAAAAGUGCAUCUCAAACGUUC
This is a messenger RNA of Pelobates fuscus (common spadefoot toad), 1464 nucleotides long. It is a transcript of the gene OGN, whose product is annotated as osteoglycin. Gene Ontology annotation, cellular component: extracellular matrix. NCBI's taxonomy places the organism in Eukaryota, Metazoa, Chordata, Amphibia, Anura, Pelobatidae. Bases 249 to 1121 code for a protein of 290 amino acids. Gene Ontology annotation, biological process: articular cartilage development; bone development. The record is from RefSeq and is a predicted model, not a curated record. The transcript is spliced from 7 exons. Gene Ontology annotation, molecular function: protein binding.